Molecule: messenger RNA, 7200 nt
Organism: Amphiprion ocellaris (clown anemonefish)
Lineage: Eukaryota; Metazoa; Chordata; Actinopteri; Pomacentridae
Gene: dpy19l3
Product: dpy-19 like C-mannosyltransferase 3
Exons: 17
Coding region: 718-2988 (756 amino acids)
Cellular component (GO): nuclear inner membrane
Molecular function (GO): mannosyltransferase activity
Source: RefSeq, a predicted model, not a curated record
UAUCCACAGCCUGUCCUGUUGUUCGCAGACGCACUGAGGCUCAGUUCUUACGUUUGCUUUUCUCUUUGUACUUAGUCGCUGAUUUGUUGAAAAAGAUUGCUCUCAGUUUUUAAGUUUCUGGCGGAGUUCAAGGGAGACAAAGGCCGGACCAUAUUGAGACUUUAAAGGACAGGAGGCAAAGGGAAGACGGAGCAGUACUGGAUGGACCGUCGCUUGAAUUCUUCAUGCACCACAUCACAGAGAUGGGAAUUAUUCAAAGACUCAUAAAGAGGAAAUUUUAACCGAGAGGAGAGGACCGGUGCCUUCUGAGAAGUGAACUAGCUUUCAGGGUAAUGAGCAAUGUGUGAACUUGUUAACUAGCCCUGUUCUGUUUGACCUUAAUUUAUACUGAUGAUUAGUCAUCUCAUCAGAGUUCUUGAUGAAAAGCCAAGGCUUGUGUUGCCUCGGGCAGACUCGAAAGAAGGAUUGGGAGAAAAAGUAGCUGCUGUUUUCCUCGGAGAAGGCUUUUGCAUAUCCUUUGGCAAGGAACUUAAAGCAUUUAAAAAGCUAAUUUAUUUGGACUGACUUCAAGAAAAGAAAAACACACCACAUUGACAUUUAUUUCCGUAAUGGAUUUGGAUUAGUUCUAGCUUAACCCAGGAGCAUGACGUUUAUCUACCUGGAUCCAGCUCAUCAAAAGAUCCAAGAAGUUAUUGAUAAUCUCUGUUUUCCCAGGCAAUGGAGCUCCGUAAGAGAGUUAAGCUGAGCCAUCUUGAGCAUAAUUUGGUGUUUGCGCAAGUUGCACCAGCUGAAGGGAGAUGCAACAGUACUGGGACAGCGUUGCCACACAGGAGAGGGGCAGGGAGGGGGGUUUCUCCGCUUGGACGAUCCGGUACUUGUUCCGGUUCAGACAUUCUACCCCGGUGGCCUUGGCAACACUGUGUUUCCAUGGCAGCAGGGCUGUUACUGGCUGGGCUGCUGGCUCUGACUCAGGCCUGGUUUGUCAACGCCAUACAUGAGAAUCUGCUGUGGUUCUCUCAGCUCAAGGAAGUGGAGCGGGAGAUCUCUUUUCGGACUGAGUGUGGACUGUACUACUCCUACUACAAGCAAAUGUUGCAAGCCCCUUCCGUGCAGGAAGGGCUUUCAGAAUUGAUCCAUGACAACUUGACAGAAUCCAAGAGGACCAUUAAUCUCUUACAACGAAUGAAUAUCUACCAAGAGGUCUUUCUUAGUGUGCUCUACAGAUUGUUGCCCAUACAGUCGUAUCUGGAGCCAGUGUAUUUCUACAUUUACACCGUUUUCUCGCUCCAAGCUGUGUACGUGAUUGCUUUGUACCUCACCGCGUGGCUCCUGUCUGGUUCUUGGCUGGCUGGUACGCUCACUGGGCUCUGGUACAUCCUUAACAGGGUGGAUACCACUCGUGUAGAGUUCACCAUCUCCCUCAGAGAGAACUGGUCAUUGCCCUUCUUAGCGCUGCAGGUCACCACUAUCACCUGCUACCUCAGGCCUCAGCUCAUUGCCUUGCAGCAGAAGGUGAUGGUGUGGUUGAUGUACGUGACGACAUUCUGUUUCUGUCUGACGUGGCAGUUCAACCAGUUCAUUCUACUUGUUCAGGCUUUCAUCAUUUAUACCCUUGACUGUGCUGACUUCUUAACAACUACACAGGUGACCACUCUGUACCUGGUUCAAGUGAGCGGCCUUUUGAGUGUGUGGCUCCUCCAGUUCUGUAACUCUAUGAUCCUGGGAUCACUGGUCCUGAGCUUCAUUGUAGCUGCGCUCUUCGUCAGACACUGCCAGUCUGGUCUGAAGACGGGAAGCCUGCUGGUUCGCCUGGGCAAAAUGCUCCUCCACAGCGCCAUGGUUCUUCUCCUCGCCUUCACCAUCAACUACCUGGCAAAGAAAGCACUUCAGCUCAGAUCAGACGAACACAUCUUUAAAUUCAUCAAGUCGAAGUUUGCCUUGGGGCCGACAAGGGAUUUUGAUGCCAGUUUGUAUCUGUGUGAGGAGGCCUUUGGCUUGCUGCCCCUGGACACACUGGAACGCCUGGCUGGUACCCUGCUGCUUUACCCCUACAUUAUCACUCUACUGCUGCUCAGCGGCAUGCUGGCUAUGGCAGCACUGCAGAAGUUGAGACCUAAAGGAAGUUCAGCGGAAGAGAGGAAAGGAGCUGGAGAUGGCCGGCCGGUGGCUUUCCGUCCAGAUGUGGCUUAUAAUCUGUUGCACACACUCUUCUAUGGCCUCCUGGCUUUCAGCACUAUGAGAAUGAAGUACAUAUGGACUGGCCACAUGUGUGCAGUUGCAGCCUAUGGUGUGUGUGGGACUGAGCUGUGGACUCUGCUUCUGAACGCUCUCCGCUGCAACACUAAAGUUCUGUUAAGGCUUGUUAGAUAUGCCGUUCCAUUGGUGAUGAUCGGUUGCCUGUAUUAUAAGUUCUGGCCUAAGGUGAUGGAGGAGCUAUCAGAACUGAGGGAGUUUUACGAUCCAGACACUGUGGAGCUCAUGACCUGGAUUAGCACAAAGACCCCCAAGCAGGCAGUGUUUGCCGGAAGCAUGCAGCUCCUGGCUGGAAUCAAGCUGUGCACAGGCAGAGUUCUCACCAACCACCCCCAUUAUGAAGAUAAAGACCUGCGGGAGAGAACCAGACAGGUGUAUCAGGUGUACGCUCGCCGUUCCCCGGAGGAAGUCUAUGACAUCCUGAGGGCUGCUGGAGCUGACUAUGUGGUGCUGGAAAACAGCAUCUGUUAUGAGCGGAGGCACAGGCGAGGCUGCAGACUGCGGGACCUGCUCGACCUGGCCAACGGACAUAUCAUGGAUGGACCAGGAGAGAAUGACCUAGACCUCGUUCCUGCCAGCCACCCUCGAUUUUGUGAGGCCAUCAAGAUGGAUACAGCAGCUUACAAUGCUCUGUUCACCAGAACAUUCCAGAACAAAACCUUCCAUGUGUACCGGAUCAAGAAGAAACGCAAGAAAAGUACCAAGGGCUCGUCAGAGCCCAGCGUGACUCAGUAGCAGGAUCAGGGCUUCAAGAAAAGCCCCAACAGAGGGGAGCGAGAGGGAACAGGAGAAGAAAUAAAACACUGAAUCCUUGCUGUUCCUCGGUCUCUCUGCACUGCAUCCAGCUGUGAUCAUGCCUAUUAUUUUUUAAACACAUGGCUCUGUGAACUGUGGUGUUGGAGCAGUGGGUCAGUUCAAGCUUGGAGCUGCAAUGUUUUAGUUAGCAGGGUGUGGGAGCACCUGUAGGGGUCAUGCUUCAGGCUGUACUGUCUCCACUUGUCCCGAAAAAACAAAAACUAAAAAAAUUCUAAUGUUUCAAAAAUUGAUGCUGAAGAACUUAACACACUGUAUUCAGAAAAAUUGUUUGCUUUAUAUUUGCUGUCAAGUUAAUUUUUGCCAAUGAAUCUAGGGAAAGUAAAUGUAAGAUUUGUCAAAAGAUUCUGGUUAUUUGAACCAGCCUACAUCCACUUCCAAAAUGGCCAGACCCAGCUAUUGGAACCCAAACUCAAACAGCCAAUUAAUGGUUUCUGUAUCCACAUGUCCACAAUGGUAUGCGAGACAUACAUUUCAGCAUCCAGUCAAGGCAACCAAGAGUCUCCACACUUAAACUGCACCAGCUGCACAAGUGGCAGAAAAAGAAAUGGUACUCCAAAAAAUGCUUGUCUUAUGAACAGACUUUACCAGGAGAUUCUCAGUCAUCCGCACCUUUUUAUUUCAUUGUUAAGAGUUGUAGUUAAAGUAGACACUGCAUGACUUUGGAGGUGCUUUGAUUUAUAGAUGCUUACCACCAAUGGUUCUCAAACACACUAGGAAGUUCUAAGUUCUUCAGAAAUCCUGUGCUUUCUCUGGAAUAAUGACACUAAUACGGUGUAAAAAGUGUCACAGCCUUUCAGGAAACUCCACAGGAGCACUGUGUGUGUUUGUGUUUGAUAUGAAAAGCAAUGAGACUGUUGGUGUAGCAGCCCCAUGUGUACAUGUUGUAGUGUGAAUAGAACCACGUGUCUCUGCUGUCCGCUUUCAAAGUCUGUAUUGGUGGUGUUGAAACCAUGAGUUUUUCUUUAUUAGCAUGAUAUGCAUUUGAAAGUUCAAAUUGCCACUGUGGUUCUGACCUAUGUCAGUUAUAAAUAGUGAUAGAGGUAGACAUUAGAGAUAUAAUAAAAUAACCAGUUCAUAAACACUUGUACACUGCCAAUUAUUUUCGUGCAGUGUUGACUUGAACUGAAGCAAUGGACUCUUUCUAAAUAUGGCAAAAUUAGAAAAUAAAAAUGAAUAAGCAAAGGAGUAAAGCAAUUUUAAAACUCUUUUUUUUGGGAAAAGAUGUAGAUCUAAUGAGAAAUGACCUAGAGCUUGAUUAUUCUAAUUGAAGGCAAACUAUUGCCUUCAUAAACUAAACCCUUCCUAUCCUGUUCCUCACGGUGCAUUUAAUGAGCUUUUCCUUUGCUUUUAGCCAUAUAUUUGGAUGACUCAUCUCAUGGAAGAGAUGUUUGUAUGAAGUCACAGGAGCUGCUGAGGCUCAGUCACCAACUGUUUGGUUUUUAUUGCUUAGUGCCAUUGAGCUGACUAGCUGUUUGUGGUGCUGAACUAACCGACAGCACAAUGAGACAUGUCAGUGCUACAGUGUCACAGUGCUGUGAGGUGCGAGACUUCUUGUUGCGUCACUUUCUGCAAACCUUUCCUCUCUGUCAGUUUUUACUUCGAAAGAGGAGACCUCAUGAAGGAGCAGCACAGCUAAUAAUACCCCACUGCUGCUUACUCCAUUUAGAACUCUAGCCCUCUGUUUCCCUAAAGGUCAACAAAAGCAUAGUCUGAUUCACCAGAUUGACCACCAGAUCACCAUAUGAUUUUUAUUCACCAGGUAUAAGCCUGUCAUUUCACCAGCUUUCUCUAGCCCUUCCGCUAUCCACAAGUUGCCAUUUUUUGAAACCCCUUUCAGUAUGGGAAGCAACAACCUCCAGGCAGCAACCUACGAAAGUGAAAAUGUCUAACUUUGCAGAGGAUUUGGAUUGUGCAGUGAGGCAGCCUUGCUGGUUUCUUUGGUUGACAUUGCUUGCCUCGAUGUGCACAAAAGUUCCACUAAAGCAAUUCGCUGGACCCUGUUCUUAGCUGUGCCUAAUACAAAUAAUUGUGAUUGUGUGGGUGUUUUUUGCCCUAUGGGUCAUUCCAGAAUUGGAGAACAUUCAAAGUCUUUGCAAAAUACACCUUCUCUUUUACAAUUUUCUGCUCCAUACUCAUCAAUAAUAGAUAAAAGACUAUCAAAGGCUUGAUUGGCUCAGCUUACACAUCAGUGGUACCAUUUUAUUCCAUAUUUUAUCUGCUGUUUGCUAACCCUAAUGUAAUCACAGGAACAGGGUUGCAAAUCCAUGCUAAUGUUAGCAUUUUCUCAGGAGUAGAAGCUAGAUAUUUAGCUAGCUGUUACUGCUGACCAAGAGGACAAACCUGAUGUAAAAAAGUAAAGAAUAAAGUAUAAGGACAUGUGAGGAAAUGUGAGACAUUGAAUCAAGGCUGACAAUGUUCUGGAAUGACCCUGAUAGCAGAAUGAUAUUGAGGUGCAGUCAGACCAUUCUCCAACACUGACAUAGCACUGUGAAGAUGGGUCUGGCUAUGCAAGAAUACUUGCCUCAUAAAUUUUCAACAACAUCAGUUUUUUUCUUUGAAAGAGGAAAUUAAAUGAAAGUUCAUGUUGCUGCACAGCUAAUAAUAUGCUACCACAGCUUCCACUAAAAAAUCUCACCCUCCGUUGCCACCUAAAGUCAGCAGUAGCAUGACAGGAUGGUCAGAAAUACACUUUUUUGGCGCAUGGAUCAGCUCCACUUCUCCAAGCAAAUUCACAGAUUAUUGCAAUCCUGCAGACAAAAAUAUUUUUAGCCCCAAAUUUCUGGUGUCACAGGGCCUUCAUGAUUUCAUCUGCAGCACUUUUGGACGUCAUUUAAUAUUUAAGCAUCACCCUUGACCAACUCGUGGAGUUCAUGAUAACAGUAGCAGAAAGGUUGCAGGGUGGAGGUAUUACUCAGCUGUGGCAUAUGUGGUGGGGAAAGCCCCACUGAGUAAGUUAGACCACUAGCUUGGCUCAGUCUGGACUCCAAUGUUGUCACUUUUUGGCAGGGCACGUUCGGCCAUGGUGAUAAAUGUUAUCAAUUACUCCUGCAAAGAAAAGGGAAGAUAACUACGUUAGUUUCGAUUCCCGCUCGGGUGCUUAAAUGUGCUUUUGCUGUAAAACUGAGGUCAAAGCUGGUACCAAGUGAUAUUUGUGACGCCGUCGUCGUCGUGAUUGCUGUCAUGUUUUUCUUUCUGUCGGCUCUGUGAUUCUCAUCAGCAGCAGUCUCAACCUUUUCACUCUUCUCGCUCUCACACACACACACACAGCUACAAACACACAUGAAUAAUGUAAGUGGCGAGGAAAUUGCAGCAGGCUGACAACGGCGCUGAUUCCCCGCCGCAAUCCAAAAUAGUUUGAGAGAGAGAGAGAGAGAGAGGGGGCCAACACUUGCAUAUCAAACUGAGGCUUUGUGGUUAGAAAAGAAAGUGGGGAGGAGGAGUGCGGAGGACAGAAAAGGCUCAUGUUUAAACAGCAGCAGAGGAGAAAUGAGAGUGCAUCAAAACAUGGAUUCACAAUGAUCUGAACCUCUUCCUCAUUUUUCUUUUUUCUGCAUAGGUAAUUACUGGUUGGCCGGUGAGACACUCCACCAUUAUGUGUAUCCAAUACACACACCCAUUUUCCCCUCCUUCUUCUCAUCUCAGUUUGCCUAUAUUUGUACACUUGUUAAUAAGGACCUCUGUCUUUGAUAAUCCACACACUGGCAGAUGCGUGAACACCCCUGCACAUGGCAGUUGCGGGGCUUUUUGAAUACCAUGUUGUUCGUUAACCGCGCAGCCUCAUUGUAAUUGCAUACCAAUCGGAUCAGUGUGGAACAGCAGCGCUUGUUCUUCUCCCUCCCGCCCUCAUAUUGGAUGUUUAAUUUAGGAGAUGUCUGAUUGCUUUAUUUGAGAGUGAAGUGAUUCCAUUAUGUUUGCCUAAUAAGAGUGUACUAAUGUAAUAUUUUUUUUCUGCACUGUUAAUUUACAUACAUAUUGGGAUUAGUAGUUCAUUCGGAGGCACGCUGUCUGCCUAUGGUUUUCUUAAUGAAAAGGAGAUGAAGGCAGUUGUUAACUUGUGUGCAGAUGUAGAAUUCGGCUCUGUUUUAAAGAAAUAGUGGAUGCUACUGAAAUAAAUUUUGGAAUUUAAAAGCA